Molecule: messenger RNA, 1098 nt
Organism: Macrobrachium nipponense
Lineage: Eukaryota; Metazoa; Arthropoda; Malacostraca; Decapoda; Palaemonidae
Product: putative proline-rich protein 21
Exons: 1
Coding region: 1-1098 (365 amino acids)
Source: RefSeq, a predicted model, not a curated record
AUGCACCAAAACCCUUGGCUUACCCACAACCGUACACCCCAGUCAUCCACUUGGCUCUACCCACAAACCUACACCCAACAGUCAUCCACAUGGCCUCUACCACAAACUUUACACCACAGUCAUCCACUUGUCUCUACCCGCAACCUUCACACCCACAGUCAUCCACCUUGGCCUAUACCACAACCUUACACUCACAGUCAUUCCACUUGGCCUCUUUACCCACUACCUUAUUACCGACAGUCAUUCACUUGGCCUCUAACCACAACCUUACAACCACAGUCAUCCACUUGGCCUCUACCCACUACCUUAUACCGACAGUCAUUCCACUUGGACCAUUAUACCCGACAGGUCAUUCCCACUGGACUCCUACCCACAACCUUACACCACAGUUCAUCCACUUGGCCUCCCAACCCAAACUACUAUACGGACAUCAUCACUUGGCCUCCUUACCACAACCUUCCCUUACUCACAGUCAUCCACUUGGCCUACCCACAACCUUACACCCUAGUCAUCCAACUUGGCUCCUACCCACAACUUACCCACAGUCAUGCACCUGGCCUUUACCCACAACCUUACAGCACAGUCAUCCACUUGGCCUCCUGCCCACAACUUACACCCCCAGUCAUACACUUGGACUCACCAAACCUUUUACAACUCAUAGUUCAAUCCACUUGGCCCAUCUACCCACAAACCUACACCCCAACAGGUUCAAUCCACUUGGCCUCCUCUGCCCACAAACUUACACCUCCCACCGAUCAGCCACUUACCUUGGCCCUACCCACAACCUUACAAACUCACAGUCUCCACUUGGCCUCUACCACAACCUUACACCCACAGUCAUCACUUGGCCUCUACCCUACCUAUAGCGACAGUCAUCCACUUGGCCUCUACCCACACCUUACACCCACACAGUCAUUUCCACCUGGCCUCUAUCCACAACCUUUUACACCCUCAGUAUCACUUGGCCUCCUCCCACAAACCUUACACACCGUCAUCCACUUGGCCUCUACCCACAACUUACACCCCACAGUCAUCACCUGGCCUCUACCCACAACUUUACACCACAAGUCAUCCACUUGGGUCUCUACCGCAACCUGA